AUGUCUAUCCCGGCCAUAACUUCAAAGGAAAGUCCAGUAUCACCAUCAAAUGACAGCGCGCAUGAACCCUUUGGCUGUCCAACCCCAUAUGCCGAGCCAUUGUGGUACUCCCGCGACGUUUCUCCACAUUACACAACUUCUCAUCGUAAACUCCGCGCGGCAGUGCGGAAAUAUGUAGAUGAAGAGAUAUUGCCAUAUGCCUUUGAUUGGGAAUCCGCAGGCAAAGUACCAGACACGGCACGUGCAUGGAGACGUCAUGCCCAGCUAGGCUAUCUAGCAUUGAUCACGGGACUUCCAGAUGUAAAUUUACCCGGAGAUAUUAAAUUCGAGGAAUGGGACUCCUGGCAUAGUCUGAUUGUUACGGAUGAAAUUUCGCGUGUGGCUUAUACCGGAGUACUAUGGGGUCUCGGAGGAGGCAAUGAAAUCGGGGUUCCUCCAUUAGUCAACUUCGGAACAGAAGAACAGAAAGCUAAAUUUCUGCCUGGUGUUGCAAAUGGCAGUAUACGUUUUUGUCUUGGCAUUACGGAGCCUGAUGCUGGCUCCGAUGUAGCCAAUAUUAAAACGACUGCAAUCAAGAAAGACGACCAUUAUAUUGUAAAUGGCUCGAAAAAAUGGAUCACUAAUGCUAUUUGGGCUGAUUAUGUCACAGCAGCAGUUCGUACCGGAGGCGCUGGUGCAGCGGGAAUCUCACUCCUCAUCAUUCCUUUGAAAGCCGAAGGGGUCUCUCGGAGAAUGAUGCACAAUUCAGGUGUUGGUGCAUCCGGGAGCACAUUCAUUACAUUCGAUGAUGUCAAAGUUCCUGUGGAAAAUCUCUUACAUAAAGAAAAUCGCGGAUUUGAAGUCAUCAUGUCAAAUUUCAACGCUGAGCGCAAGACUCUUGCUACUUCGGCCAUUCGAUUGAGUAGAGUAUGUGCAGAGGACGCGUGGAAACACGCUUGUACGCGUGAAACAUUUGGAAAAAAGUUGAUUGAGAACCCAGUGAUUCGAGCAAAAUUCGUGAAGAUGGGAAGAAUGAUCGAACCUGCACAAGCAUUUCUGGAGCAAUUAACAUGGUUGAUUGAACUGAGUAGGAAGGGCGGAGAAGAUAAUGAUGUGAGGAUCGGAGGUAUGACGGCAAUGCUAAAAGUUGUUAGCACUCGCUGUCUUGAGAAGUGUGUGAGAGAAGCCCAGCAAGUUAUGGGUGGCUUGGGUUAUGCUCGAGGUGGGAAAGGUGGAAGGAUCGAAGCAAUUUCGAGAGAUGUACGGGUUAUGGCUGUUGGUGGUGGGAGCGAGGAAAUCUUGAGCGAGCUUGCAAUCAAAGAGGAGACAAAAGACCUAAGGAGAUAUCGAAGCACGUCGAGUAAGCUUUGA
Messenger RNA from Sclerotinia sclerotiorum 1980 UF-70, 1350 nucleotides. RefSeq lists its product as hypothetical. The transcript has 5 exons. Lineage: Eukaryota; Fungi; Ascomycota; Leotiomycetes; Helotiales; Sclerotiniaceae. The coding region runs from base 1 to 1350 and encodes 449 amino acids. The record is from RefSeq and is a predicted model, not a curated record. Gene Ontology annotation, molecular function: flavin adenine dinucleotide binding; oxidoreductase activity, acting on the CH-CH group of donors.